AUGGUUGUUUCCAUUGAGGAAAACUUAUUUACUUCCGUUGAGGAAAACUUAUUUACGGAGGUGAAUUUGAACCGUCCAAAACAAAUUUGGACCAUCCGAAAUACUCUUAGACGGUCCAAAUACACCCGCGGUAAACAACUUGUUUACCGCGGCUCCGUGGAAGGUAUAUCUCUUCUCCUUUCCCUCAACUGUAACAAUUUGGGAGGCAAUAUAGGGUUGUUUCACACCCAAAUUCCAACAAACCCUUUUGCUCCUAAUUCCCUUGCAAAAAUGGGUCCAGCUCAAAUAAAGAAAUUGGUGUUCGAAAAACACAAAUUGGGUUUCGACAAGCUCGACCAUGGUCUUAGUUUGUUCCGUCGAAUGGUCCAACUUCGAUCUCGUCUUUCGGUCAUCGAUUUUAGUCAGCUACUUCGGGCUAUUGACAAAAUGAAGCAGUAUUCAACAGUAAUCUCUUUAUUUAGAGAAUAUCGAGACUUGGGAAUUCCAAUUAAUGAGUACACGUUGGCUAUUUUGAUCAAUUGUUUUUGCCGCAUUAAUAGAGUUGAUUAUGGGUUUGCUAUCUUGGGUAUCAUCUUCAAAUGUGGUUACAAAGCGGAUUUGAACACGUUAACCACUCUAAUAAAUGGGUAUAUUUUACAAGAUGUGAACACCUUCACCUCUCUAAUAAAUGGGUAUAUUUUACAAGACAACACUGAUGCCGUGAAAUUGUUCCUAAGGUUGACAAAACAAAGAGACAUUAUACGUGAUGAGGUUACGUACGGGACCAUCAUAAACGGGCUUUGUAAACUUGGAAACACUACAAUGGCUGUAGAGUUGGUCCGGAGUAUGCAAAAAUGGCAUUGCAAGCCUAAUGCCGUGAUUUAUAGCACAAUCAUUGACAACCUUUGCAAGGAUGGAAAUGUAGAUGAUGCUUUGAUCCUAUUGUCACAGAUGAGAGAGUGGGAUGUUACGCCAAACGUGGUUACCUAUACUUCUUUAGUUGAUGGGUUAUGCAAAUUAGGUCGAGGGAUGGAUGCCAUGAGAAUGUUGAGUGACAUGAUAGAGCAAAAUAUAUUUCCAGAUGUUAUAAUGUAUAGUAUGUUGGUGGAUGCAUUUUGCAAGGAGGGAAAGACAAAAGAAGCAGAGGGUAUACUCGCGAUCAUGAUUUGA
Molecule: messenger RNA, 1149 nt
Organism: Rhododendron vialii
Lineage: Eukaryota; Viridiplantae; Streptophyta; Magnoliopsida; Ericales; Ericaceae
Product: pentatricopeptide repeat-containing protein At1g62670, mitochondrial-like
Exons: 2
Coding region: 1-1149 (382 amino acids)
Molecular function (GO): protein binding
Source: RefSeq, a predicted model, not a curated record